UAAAUGGUGGCUGCGGGCGAGAACCAUUCAAUUGUAUAUUGUUUAAUUUGUGGAAUUAAUGUGUGAUAUUAAAGCUGAGUUUGCUAGUAUAUUCGGUGCGUUGUUGUUAAAGAAAAAUAUUGUUUCUUGAUCCGCCAAAAAGGAUUUAAUAUUUCCAUCGAAGGAUAACAUUUAAUUAGCAAUGAAAUUCGAACUAAUCUUUUUUACAAUAUUUAUCGGAUGUAUAUCCGCAGCACCUCAAGGUGCUAAAGAAGAACCGAUUGCAAUUAUCAGUCAAAGUUCUAACAUUGAAGUCGAUGGGGCUUAUCAAUUUGGUUAUGAAACAGCAAACGGCAUCAAAGGUCAAGAAGUCGGUACAGUGAAAAAAGCCACCGAUCCGAACUCAAGCGAUGUUAUUAUCUCAAGUGGUUCGUUUAGCUAUACGGCACCAGAUGGAACUGUCAUAAAUUUAACGUACGAAGCUGACGAUGUAAAUGGCUUUCAACCAAAGGGAGAUCAUUUACCAACACCACCACCAAUCCCACCAGAGAUCCAAAGGGCCCUUGAUUACAUAGCUUCACUUCCUCCAGCAAAAACACGAUAAACUAUUGGACAUUAUUGCGAAACGACCAUGAACUCAACCGACUAUAUUAACUCCAUGAUAUUCCUUUCAAUAUCUUCUGCACAACCAAUAAAAUUAAUAACAUACUGCAAGUGCGAUACCAAAAUUUUAUAAAAGAAGAAAUUAACGAUAGCUAUAAUAUUCAAAUGUAAAUUAGUAAUUCUUUUGUUAUUCAAAAUAUCGCUAAAAAACUACACAAAAAAAAUAAUAAAGAAAGACAUUUGAAUCAAA
Messenger RNA from Bradysia coprophila, 832 nucleotides. RefSeq names its product endocuticle structural glycoprotein ABD-4-like. Gene Ontology annotation, cellular component: chitin-based extracellular matrix. Gene Ontology annotation, molecular function: structural constituent of chitin-based larval cuticle. Lineage: Eukaryota; Metazoa; Arthropoda; Insecta; Diptera; Sciaridae. The record is from RefSeq and is a predicted model, not a curated record.